Molecule: messenger RNA, 639 nt
Organism: Bacidia gigantensis
Lineage: Eukaryota; Fungi; Ascomycota; Lecanoromycetes; Lecanorales; Ramalinaceae
Exons: 4
Coding region: 1-639 (212 amino acids)
Biological process (GO): endoplasmic reticulum to Golgi vesicle-mediated transport; retrograde vesicle-mediated transport, Golgi to endoplasmic reticulum; vesicle fusion with Golgi apparatus
Cellular component (GO): endoplasmic reticulum membrane; SNARE complex; endoplasmic reticulum-Golgi intermediate compartment
Molecular function (GO): SNAP receptor activity
Source: RefSeq, a predicted model, not a curated record
AUGCCGUAUCGACGGCAAGUAUCUCGUUUGAUGCUUGCGGCAUCUGUGGACGAUGAGAUGACAGAAUCAGAACUUUCACAGACGAAACAAAACGUCAAGAUGAUAGUGAGGCGAUUAAACCGCAACUCGGAGUCUCGAGCGAGCAUUGAAGCCGACAGAUUUACCAUACACUACCUCGUACAGGACCAAAUCUGCUUCAUCACGAUCUGCGAUAGAUCCUACCCUCGCAAGCUAGCCUUUACGUACCUACAGGAUCUAGCUACUGAAUUCACAACGACGUACUCGUCUCAACAAUAUCUCUCGCCAUCAUGCCGGCCGUACGCUUUCGUCGAAUUCGACACUUUCAUACAAAAGACGAAGAAAACAUACCAGGACAGCCGCGCUUCAGCAAAUCUCGAUAAAUUGAAUGACGAGCUUAAAGACGUUACGAAGGUCAUGACAAAGAAUAUCGAGGAUCUAUUGUAUCGUGGAGAUAGCCUGGAGAAAAUGGGAGACAUGUCCCAAAGAUUACGCGAAGAUAGUAAGAAGUACAAGCGCGCUGCGGUCAGAAUCAAUUGGGAGCUCUUACUAAAGCAGUACGGACCAUUUGGAGCUCUUGGAAUACUUAUGAUAGUCUUAGUAUGGUGGCGGUUUUUCUAG